GCAAGGGCCAUCCAGCAAACACAAAAAGGACCAAAGUGGGCAUAUUCUGAGGAGAGCAGGACAGGGCAGGGCAGCAACCGGAAUUCGAUCGAAAGGGCAAAAAAAACUUCCCUUCUUCCUCCUUCCUUCGUCGGCUUCACGCUUCUCCUUGCUUUUUCUCCCUUCUCCCCUCGCAUAUCGAUCGCUCUCUCCCGGCUCGCUCAAACUCGGCCAAGAUGCAUUCCAGCCACCUGCUUCUCGAGGAGCCCAUUCGCAUGGCGUCAAUCCUCGAGUCUUCCAAGUCUAGCUUCUUCCCGGCAAUGACUAAGAUUGUUGGGACUCUCGGCCCCAACUCGCGAUCGACGGAGAUGAUUGCGGGCUGCCUCACGGCUGGAAUGUCGGUGGCUCGAUUCGAUUUCUCCUGGGGCGACGCUGAGUAUCACCAGCAGACUUUGGAGAACCUGAAAGCUGCCAUCAAGAGCACCAGGAAGCUCUGCGCGGUUAUGCUCGAUACGGUGGGUCCUGAGUUGCAGGUUCUUAACAGAAGUGAACAACCCAUUUCACUCCUGCAAGAUGGUCUUGUCAUCCUGACACCUGAUAAGGAACAGAAUGCCUCAUCAGAAAUAUUGCCCAUUAACUUUGAUGGGUUAGCCAAGGCUGUGAAACCUGGAGAUACCAUAUUUGUUGGUCAAUAUCUCUUCACUGGCAGUGAAACUACUUCUGUGUGGCUGGAGGUUUCUGAGGUCAAAGGAGAAGAUGUGGUAUGUGUGAUUAAAAAUACCGCUACAUUGGCAGGGUCGUUGUUCACUCUACAUGCUUCUCAAAUCCGUAUUGAACUACCUACCCUUUCCGAAAAGGAUAAGGAGGUCAGUGUUAUUAGUGCCUGGGGAGUGCCAAAUAAAAUCGACUUUCUUUCAUUAUCUUAUACCCGACAUGCCGAAGAUGUCCGUCAGGCCCGUGAAUACCUCUCUAAGCUAGGCGACCUGAGCCAAACUCAAAUCUUCGCUAAGAUUGAGAAUGUUGAGGGAUUGACGCAUUUUGAUGAGAUAUUACAAGAGGCUGAUGGCAUUAUUCUUUCCCGAGGGAACCUGGGCAUAGAUCUGCCCCCUGAGAAGGUGUUCUUGUUUCAGAAAGCUGCCCUUUACAAGUGCAACAUGGCUGGCAAGCCUGCUGUGGUCACCCGUGUUGUAGACACUAUGACAAACAAUUUGAGGCCAACUCGUGCUGAAGCUACUGAUGUUGCCAAUGCUGUUCUAGAUGGGAGUGACGCAAUUCUUCUUGGUGCUGAAACUCUUCGUGGGAUAUAUCCUGUGGAAACCAUUUCUACUGUUGGCAGAAUUUGUUGUGAGGCAGAGAAGGUUUUUAAUCAGGAUGUCUAUUUCAAGAAAACUGUCAAAUAUGUUGGAGAGCCAAUGACUCACUUAGAAUCUAUUGCCUCCUCUGCGGUUCGAGCAGCCAUCAAGGUGAAGGCCUCUGUCAUCAUAUGUUUCACUUCAUCAGGAAGGGCCGCUAGACUGAUUGCCAAGUAUAGACCAACGAUGCCAGUCAUCUCUGUUGUUAUCCCCAGACUCAAGACAAACCAACUGAAGUGGAGUUUCAGUGGUGCUUUUGAGGCAAGGCAAUCGCUUAUAGUUCGAGGUCUCUUCCCAAUGCUCGCUGAUCCGAGACACCACGCUGAAUCAACGAGUGCCACAAAUGAAUCAGUCCUGAAGGUUGCUUUGGACCACGGGAAGGCCUCAGGCGUGAUCAAGUCCCACGACAGAGUAGUCGUCUGCCAGAAAGUCGGAGACGCGUCGGUGGUUAAGAUCAUCGAGCUUGAAGAUUAGAGGCGAAGACACAAUGGGCAAGAUUUUCCCCCCUCCCUACAUGUAAGACCGACUAUAUAAGGAAGUGGGUGGCAAGGGUUUAUGAUAUUAUUACGCACUCACUGCGGAGGGUGUGAAAGCCUCCAGUUUUUUUGGGAGUAUUUUGAUUCUUGGUUUUGAGAUUGUAUCAAGGAAACAAAAUACACUGAGCAAUCUGUUUUAGUUCAGCUUAUAAACUAAUGGUAGGGGGAAAUUGGGGAGAUCUUGACUUAGUGGCUGUGAAAAAGUUUCAUUGUUUUAUGCAUAGUAGCCGUCGAAGUAUCUAAAUGGGUAUAAAUGCUAAUUCUUCUUUAAACAUGCUUAGCAACAAAGAAUGUUAAUUGCUA
This is a messenger RNA of Linum tenue, 2170 nucleotides long. Lineage: Eukaryota; Viridiplantae; Streptophyta; Magnoliopsida; Malpighiales; Linaceae. The record is from the annotation of a GenBank genome assembly.